GUCAUCCCGCACUGUAUAAUUUCUCCUCCACAUUGGCCUGUCUAUAAAUAUUGUGUUGGAUGAUGAUAAAAUAAAAGAAGAAGAAAGGAAGAAGAAAGAGCACCGAGCUGACUAAAUUUAAGGUAUAAAAGAUCGAUGGCAAUUCAAGGCAAUAGAACCUCUGAUGAAUCUUUUUUCAAGAUUCCUGCCAUAAAGUUUACAAAGCUGUUCAUUAAUGGAGAAUUUGUUGAUUCCAUCUCAGGAAAAACGUUUGAGACAAUAGACCCAAGAACAGGAGAGGUAAUCGCAAGAAUUGCAGAGGGAGAUAAGGCUGACAUAGAUUUGGCUGUGAAGGCUGCUCGCGAUGCAUUUGACAACGGCCCUUGGCCCCGCUUGCCUGGUGUUGCGAGAGCAAGGAUUAUGCAGAAAUUUGCAGAUUUAAUUGAAGAAAACGUAGAGGAAUUGGCAGCACUGGAUACUAUUGAUGCAGGGAAGUUGUUCAGUGCGGGCAAAGCUGUGGACAUUCCUCACGCAGCAAGCCUCCUUCGUUACUAUGCAGGUGCAGCAGAUAAAAUCCAUGGAGAAGUGUUGAAGAUGUCAAGGGAGUUCCAAGGCUAUACCCUGCUUGAACCCGUUGGUGUUGUGGGCCAUAUCACCCCCUGGAAUUUCCCUAGUACCAUUUUCUUCAUGAAGGUCGCCCCUGCCUUGGCUGCUGGGUGCACCAUGGUUGUCAAGCCAGCGGAGCAAACACCUCUUUCUGCUCUCUAUUAUGCUCAUCUCUCCAAGCUGGCUGGGAUUCCUGAUGGAGUGAUCAAUGUUGUGACUGGGUACGGACCGACAGCUGGAGCUGCCAUUUCCUCUCAUAUGGAUGUUGAUAAGGUCAGUUUUACUGGGUCUACAGAAGUUGGACACAUGGUAAUGAAGGCUGCAGCAGAAAGCAAUUUGAAACAAGUUUCACUUGAAUUAGGAGGAAAAUCACCUCUCCUAAUUUUUGACGAUGCUGAUAUAGAUAAAGCUGCAGAGCUUGCCCUUUUCGGCAUCCUGUAUAAUAAGGGAGAAAUUUGUGUGGCAAGUUCGCGGGUUUAUGUUCAGGAAGGGAUUUAUGAUGAACUUGUAAAGAAGUUGGUGGAAAAGGCAAAAAACUGUGUAAUUGCAGAUCCUUUUGAUUCUAAAUCUCAGCUUGGUCCACAGGUUGAUAAGCGGCAAUUUGAAAAAAUUCUGUCUUACAUUGAGCAUGGGAAAAGAGAAGGAGCCACCUUGUUAACCGGUGGUAAGCCUUCAGGAAACAAGGGAUAUUAUCUCCAUCCCACCAUUUUCAGCGAUGUUAAGGAGGAUAUGCUCAUAGCAAAGGAUGAAAUUUUUGGACCUGUAAUGGCACUCAUGAAGUUCAAGACUAUCGAUGAGGCAAUUAAAUGUGCUAACAAUACAAGGUAUGGCUUGGCAGCUGGGAUUGUUACCAAGAACUUGGAUGUGGCUAACACAGUUUCAAGAUCAAUCCGAGCCGGCAUUAUCUGGAUUAAUUGUUACUUUGCAUUUGAUAACGAUUGUCCUUAUGGAGGAUAUAAGAUGAGUGGAUUUGGAAGAGAUUUUGGAUUAGAGGCCCUUCAUAAGUUUCUUCAAAUCAAGUCUGUUGUAACCCCCAUUUACAACUCUCCUUGGCUGUGAUCAAAUACGGUGUCGUUUUGAAAAUUGCCAGAAUGGUCUAUGAUUAGAUUACAAUCAUUAUACUUUUGUAUUUCAGGAUUUUAAUAAAUGACCAUUCUUUUCUUUCC
Molecule: messenger RNA, 1751 nt
Organism: Hevea brasiliensis (rubber tree)
Lineage: Eukaryota; Viridiplantae; Streptophyta; Magnoliopsida; Malpighiales; Euphorbiaceae
Product: aldehyde dehydrogenase family 2 member C4
Exons: 9
Coding region: 136-1644 (502 amino acids)
Molecular function (GO): aldehyde dehydrogenase (NAD+) activity
Source: RefSeq, a predicted model, not a curated record